Messenger RNA from Gasterosteus aculeatus aculeatus (three-spined stickleback), 1883 nucleotides. The record is from RefSeq and is a predicted model, not a curated record. NCBI's taxonomy places the organism in Eukaryota, Metazoa, Chordata, Actinopteri, Perciformes, Gasterosteidae.
AUGCCUUGCCAAGCCUGCUGGCCGACCAAACGAACACCGGGUCCAUCUGCGCCCGCCAAGAGCCUCUCGUACCUCCAAAACAUUUACCAAAAACCCGCUAACAACCCUUCAUUACUCUGUUUGCCCCCCUUUCCCCCGACUGGGCGAGAUUCAUACUUUAAUGCCAGCGACGACCGAAAUGAUUCCUCAUCUCUGCACCGCUGGUUGUCGCCACUUAUUUGUCCUCAAUCGUCUUACUUUGCAGCUUCAGCCACAGUCGAGGACUUCCAGAUCCGUCCCCACUGUCUGUUCGUCCACUCGUACCGAGCUCCGGCCUUCUGCGACCACUGCGGAGAGAUGCUGUGGGGACUCGUUCGUCAGGGACUCAAAUGUGAAGGCUGCGGUCUGAACUAUCACAAGCGCUGUGCCUUUAAGAUCCCCAACAACUGCAGCGGAGUGAGGCGCCGCCGCUCAUCCAACGUCUCCCUGACGGGGGGGCUGAUAAAUCUGGGUCGACCCCUCUCUGCCGAGCCCUCGCCCCCCCUCUACACCGAUGAGGCUUUACUGUCUCCAGUCAGUCCCAGCAUGGAGCAGAAGAACCAAUUAGAUUAUUUCCCCGGUCGAGAGCGGCGUUCCAGCUCCCAGUCGUAUAUCGGACGUCCCAUCGAACUCGACAAGAUCUUUUUGUCGAAGGUCAAAGUUCCUCACACCUUUCUGAUCCACUCGUACACCCGACCCACCGUGUGCCAACACUGCAAGAAGCUGCUGAAAGGCCUCUUCAGACAGGGCCUGCAGUGCAAAGAUUGUAAAUUUAACUGUCAUAAACGAUGUGCUCCUAAAGUACCAAACAACUGCCUGGGAGAAGUUUCCAAAAACGGAGAGCUCCUCAGCCCGGGGGCGGAGUCAGACGUCGUCCUGGUGGAGGGUUGCCUUGACGACCAUGAUGUCGACCGAGUUGGCGGUAUGUUGGACGAUAUGGAUGAAGCUAUGACAUUAGAGGGUGGCCUCUCGAGGGAGGCGGGGCCAGGCGACCUCUGCGACCCCGACCUGGACGAGUCCAACCGGGCCAUCAGCCCGUCCACCAGUAACAACAUCCCUCUCAUGCGAGUCGUUCAGUCCGUCAAAAACACAAAGAGGAAAACAAGCAACGUAAUGAAGGAGGGCUGGAUGGUCCACUACACCAGCAAGGACACCCUGAGAAAGAGACACUACUGGCGGCUGGACAGUAAAUGCAUCACGCUGUUUCAGAGUGACACAGGAAGUAAAUACUACAAGGAAAUCCCUCUGUCGGAGAUCUUGUGUCUGGAGCCGGCUCAGACCUUGUCUCUCCUCCCCGAUGGGGCCAAUCCUCACUGCUUUGAAAUCACCACGGCAACACUGGUUUACUACGUGGGAGAACACCUGCAGCGGGCCGAGACGUCCAAGAGCAGCAGCAGCAUUGUGAUCAGCGGCGUGGGACAGGAUGUGGCCCGCAUGUGGGAGAUGGCCAUCCAGCACGCCCUGAUGCCGGCCGUCUCCACAGGAGUGUCCCACAGCUCCCACCGCAGCGGACACAAGGAAAUCUCCGUCAGUAUUUCUGUCUCCAACUGCCAGAUCCAGGAGAACGUGGUGAGAAGACACACACACUAUCACACAAGCACACAUACACACACAGAUACACACACACACACUAUUCAAAUACAUACAAACUGUGAUCUGACCAGAGGACCGCACAAAGACACGCAAGGACACACAAAGAGACGCAAAGAUGUCACUCUGACUUUUAGUGAAGUUUAGAAUUUACGUCUACUUUGAGUAGACGAAGGUCUCAAACUCGCAGCUAUUGUUUACAUCUCCAUUCAUUUCAUUCAACCCCCCCAACCCCACAUCCUCAGCAUUAACACCAUGAAGAUCAUCCUUAAGAA